AUGUCGCGAGGCGGUCGGGGCGGUUUUGGCCGCGGCGGCGGCAGGGCUGGCGGCGCUGCCAACAAUAUGCCCCCCAUGGGCCUUAGCUUCCAAGAACUCGGCAGCCUCGACAAGACACCCUCCAAGCUAUACCCGGAACCACCCACGGUGCCACGCAUGGAAAGGCCCGACGACAAGGAGGUCCGCUACGCCACGUACCAGCUCAUGUACCUGCAAGAACAAAAGACGUCCGCAUAUUGGCCCACUUUGGAAGAGCGGAAGCAAGCCGACCUUCCUCGCUUCUCCGAUCGCUAUCGUCCCGAGGCGCAGGAUCUUCCUUCGCUCCAGUCGAUCAACCUGCAGAAAGAGGUCUUUCCAAAGGGUCUCUGGGAUGCAUUCAUGCAAGGCGAAGCAAAACGGGAGGAGCAGAAGGCCAAGAAGAAAGCUCGCCGCAAGGUCAAUUGGGACUCGCUCGAUCUCGAGGAUCGUGCUGGUGCGGAAGACGACAUAGGUGAGGCAUCCUCCGAGCCCGAAGAUUUAGGCGACUACGAAGACGAGGUCGACGACGAUUACGCCGAAAACUACUUCGACAACGGUGAAGACGAAGACGCUGGCGACGAUGACGGAGGCGAAGCAGUGUACGACUGA
Pseudozyma hubeiensis SY62 is the source of this 627-nucleotide messenger RNA. RefSeq lists its product as hypothetical. The transcript has a single exon. Gene Ontology annotation, cellular component: RNA polymerase III complex. The coding region runs from base 1 to 627 and encodes 208 amino acids. The record is from RefSeq and is a predicted model, not a curated record. Gene Ontology annotation, biological process: transcription by RNA polymerase III. Lineage: Eukaryota; Fungi; Basidiomycota; Ustilaginomycetes; Ustilaginales; Ustilaginaceae.